Messenger RNA from Pestalotiopsis fici W106-1, 1650 nucleotides. RefSeq lists its product as uncharacterized. Lineage: Eukaryota; Fungi; Ascomycota; Sordariomycetes; Amphisphaeriales; Sporocadaceae. Gene Ontology annotation, cellular component: Set1C/COMPASS complex. Gene Ontology annotation, molecular function: histone binding. The coding region runs from base 1 to 1650 and encodes 549 amino acids. The record is from RefSeq and is a predicted model, not a curated record. The transcript is spliced from 2 exons.
AUGUCAGACACGGAGCCAACCAGCGAGGCGCCAGCCGCCCAACCCCGGUCCAAGCGACGCAGAGCUCACAAUGAUGAGGAUGAGGCCGCCAGCGGCGACGACAAGAGAUCUUUAAAGGUUCCCAUGCGCGCGCGCAAGCCAAAGGAAAGCCGGAGCCCAAGCCACGCCACCGACCAUGACGAUAACAAAGAUGACGACAAGGAAGAGAAGGCCGAUGGCUACUACACGGAUCGUAGCACAUCGCGGAGUCGGUCGCGCUCCCAGUCCAGCACCAGGUCGUCUCGAAGGUCCAGAUCAGGGACGCGCUCAAGGUCAGAAUCAAGAUCAAGAUCGCGAUCCCGCUCCGAAGAGUCCAGGUCGAGGUCACAGUCGCAAUCGGAUUCCCGGUCCGUCUCUCGCUCCCCUUCUCCCGUGUCGGCAUCUGGGGAGCCCACACCGCUCGAAACACCACAUAACGAGGCCGGUACGGCCACGCCGGCAGAAGUGCCAGAAGAAGAAGACAAUCAGAAGCGCGUCAAGCCCAAUUUCAAGCCACGCCUGGUGCUAGGGGGCCACCAGAAGCCCAUAUCGCAAGUGCGCAUAUCGCCCGACGGUCGGUGGAUAGCGUCGGCGUCGGCAGACGGCACCAUCAAGAUCUGGGAGGCCGCAACGGGGCGACACAUGGAUACGCUGGUGGGACACAUGGCGGGUGUAUCAACGGUGGCCUGGUCGCCCGACUCCAAGGUGCUCGCAUCAGGGUCCGACGACAAGGCCAUCCGGCUGUGGGACCGGGUGACGGGCCGGCCCAAGCGGGCGCGGCCCCUGCUUGGACAUCACAACUACGUCUACUGUCUGGCCUUUUCGCCCAAGGGCAACAUUCUCGCCAGCGGCAGCUAUGAUGAGGCCGUGUUCCUCUGGGACGUGAGGGCUGGUAGGCUAAUGAGGAGUCUUCCGGCCCACAGCGAUCCGGUCAGCGGUAUAGACUUUAGUGUCGACGGGACAUUGGUCGUCAGUUGCAGUACCGAUGGAUUAACCCGAAUCUGGGAUACACUCUCUGGCCAGUGCCUCCGCACCAUGGUGCACGAGGACAACCCUCCCGUAACCUCGGUCUGCUUUGCUCCCAAUGGGCGCUACGUGCUCGCCUUCAGCAUGGACUCGUGUCUGCGCCUCUGGGACUAUGUCUCGGGCUCGGUAAAGAAGACGUAUCAAGGCCACACCAACAAGGGGUUCAGCAUUGGCGGCUGUUUCGGCUCCAUUGACGACAAUGGUAGCAGUAACGGCAGUAGCAGCAGCGACGAAAACAGCAAUAGCAAUAUUAAUAAUAAUAAUCACAGCAGCAGCAGCAAGACGGCCUUUAUUGCCGCCGCCAGCGAGGACGGCGAUAUUGUCCUCUGGGACGUCAAGACCAAGGAGAUUGUCCAGCGCAUCGAAGGCGCCCACGACGGCGUCUGCUUUUGGGUCGAUGUCAAUGGCGAUACCAUGGUAAGCUGUGGCCAGGAUGGCAAGAUAAAAGUGCUACGACACCAAGCGCCCGAAGCAUUGUCGAAUGGGGUCGAUGAGCCAAUGGUUGAUUCUGAUGGUGCUGCUGCCGCCACGCCGGCUGUGAAUGGGGACCAGGAAAAGUCGGGCGAGACUCCGGCGCAAGAUGUUGAGAUAAAAGACGAGGAAUGA